Molecule: messenger RNA, 3738 nt
Organism: Tachysurus vachellii
Lineage: Eukaryota; Metazoa; Chordata; Actinopteri; Siluriformes; Bagridae
Gene: slc19a1
Product: solute carrier family 19 member 1
Exons: 6
Coding region: 503-2092 (529 amino acids)
Biological process (GO): folate transmembrane transport
Cellular component (GO): plasma membrane; basolateral plasma membrane; apical plasma membrane
Molecular function (GO): folate:monoatomic anion antiporter activity; folic acid binding
Source: RefSeq, a predicted model, not a curated record
ACACAUUAAUCGUCGGUUCUCUUCUGGAUAUGGACACACGUGGGGAUUGUCAGACAAGUCGGAAUAUUGAUUAAAAUAGAGAGGGGUUUGUUUCACUGUCUUUAGGAAAACACAAGACAUUGUCACAAGUAAGUUUUAUCUGUGUUAGCUCUUUAAGUCUGGACCUGUUGUUCUGCUCAACAAACUAGCCUGAUGUGAAACAUUUCUCAAUCCUUGUAAGACUUGGAGGCUGAACAAAGGUUAACCUCUCACUUAACUUACUUGUUCAAAGUGUCACUUAUUUGCAAAUGGAAAGUGUGCUUCAUAACACCUGUGAAUUUAUGAAAAGACUCUAAAGUAGGACGACCCUGCUUCUGAGCCGUGUCUAUGCUGUGGAAAUAGGUUACAAAGAUCAAAUCAAAUUGCUUUUUUUUUUUAAUCAUUUGUUAGGAUUUUAGUCUAUGAAAUAGUUGAGAUCAAUGCAGAGUGAAAUCGCUGCUUUGUGAUUAGAUUACUUUAGAAUAUGGCAUAUUCUGCUGUAAAUGGAACAGGGGAAAUGAAGGAUAAAAUGAUGACAAACUGUAAUAAAAGUGAAGGAGAAAUCAAGGAACCACCUGAGCAUGAGCUCAACUCUACAAAGGUCGAGCUGAAGACUGAGCAGCAAACACCUCUGGCCUGGAAAUGGUCAGUCACCUUCCUCUGUUUUUACGGCUUCAUGGUUCAACUGAAGCCAGGCGAGUCUUUCAUCACUCCUUACCUCCUUAGCAUGGAGAAGAACUUCACCAGAGAGCAGGUCACAAAUGAGAUUAACCCAGUGCUGUCAUAUUCAUACAUGGCUGUACUGGUGCCUGUGUUUCUGCUGACAGAUUACUUGCGCUAUAAGCCUGUCUUGGUCCUGCAAAGCAUGAGCCAUGUCUCCAUUUGGCUCCUACUGCUGCUGGGCACCACCUUGUUGCAGAUGCAGUUCAUGGAGUUCUUUUAUGGCAUAACGAUGGCGGCACGUGUGGCCUACUCCUCUUACAUUUUUUCACUUGUGCCAGCAAAUCUGUAUCAGCGUGUAGCAAGUUACUCACGCUCCUCUGUGCUGCUAGGUGUGUUUAUUAGUUCAGUGACAGGCCAGCUGUGUAUGUCACUAACUGGCAUCUCAUACAAUACGCUAAGUGCCAUCUCAUUGGGCUUUGUCUCUUUUGGUCUGUUGCUUUCCACGUGCUUGCCUUGGCCAAAACGAAGUCUGUUUUUCAACCAAAACAACAGAGAUGAAGAGAAAACUGCGACUCAGUCAGAACUUGCCAAAAUUAAACCUGAUGAAAUGAUUACAGAAGGUGAAAAAGCUUUAGCAAGUGGCUCUUGCAGUCAGAAAACCUCCUCCAGGAUGAAUUUCAUGUUAAUCGGAAUGUUUAAGGAGAUGCGCAAUGUUGUGAAAGUCCCCAGCCUGAGACUCUGGAGCCUGUGGUGGGUGUUCAACUCCACUGGCUAUUAUCUGGUGGUGUUCUAUGUGCAUAUCCUGUGGAACACGUUGAAUCAAGCCACGGAGCAGAAGCAUGUCUAUAAUGGAGGAGUUGAAGCGGCCUCGACUCUGCUUGGAGCGAUCACGUCAUUUACGGCAGGAUUUGUGAAGAUCAGAUGGACAGUCUGGUCCGAGCUGGUAAUUGGGGUGAUCACUGCAACCCAGGCUGGUUUGCUGCUUCUCAUGGGCACCACCACCAACAUAUGGGUGUGUUAUGUAACCUAUAUCCUCUUCAGAGGCGUCUACCAAUUCCUGGUUCCUAUUGCUACUUUUCAGAUUGCCUCUUCUCUCACUAAGGAGCUGUGCGCUCUAGUCUUUGGAAUAAACACUUUCCUGGGAACAAUCUUGAAGACUAUUAUUAUUCUCAUUGUGGUAGAAAAAAGAGGCCUGGCUCUGCCAGUACACUCCCAGUUUUUUGUGUACUUCUUUUACUUUGCCGUGCUGACGUUGGUGUAUUUGGGCUGUGCUGCAUGGGUUAUCGCACGUCAUUGCCGCACUCAGGAGCAAGAGCAGGUUCCCACUGAGGUGACUACACCAAUUGAGCUCAGCCCUGUGAAAAAAGAUCCCUCUCUCCAAUGGACCUGUCAGGACCUGAAAAUGAAGUGACCUCUACAGUCUUUAUAGUGAGGUUCUCUCACGUGGGAUUGCUUGGUUUCCUUCUUUUAUGAGGUUCUUUGAAUAACUGUGCAUUAUUCAGACACAUAAUAUAGAGAUGCACUUUUAUUUAAACUCUGAUUAUUUGGGUUUAGUACAAGAAGAAUGACCUUUUUAUCUGUGCAUUUUAUAUUAUGCAUUGCAAAAAAAUGGAUAAGGCAUAGAGUUAAGAAAUAAGUAAGAAGUCGUAUCAAUUUUUUUUAAUAUAUUAAGCCACUAAAAAAAAUAGGAAAUGAUUGCAGAUGACAUCACUUACCUGACUAGCCUUGCUUAGUCACGUGAAAUCGUAAUGGAUGGAAAUCAUUCAUACCAAAAUACUGAGAUACCUGAGGUACCUAGUUAUGAAAUUAAUGCUGCAUUGUUUAAAUAUACUGCUGUGAGUAGGAAACUUGGCUGUCACAAGCAAAAAAGCAAUUAAAGAAUGUCUGAAUUUAUAAAUGAAUCAAGCCGGUUUAGUUAAUCUUAGCAUCCAUUUUUAAUUUUGUAUCUACACUUGUCAUAUUUUAGUUUGCUGGAUAAUAGUUUGCCUUGAGAACAGGGAACAUCCAUCAAUGUGAUGCAGAGGUCUAUUGUAACUGUUGUUACAUAAUGAACCUGUGUGAACUUUAAAAAUUGUGAAGUGCAUAGACUUACUUAUUAUAUGAUCAUUAUUUCACAGACCUCAGUGUGUGUUUAGUUGGAGCUCAUAAAAUUUUCUAGCAUAGAGUAUACUACACUAAUGAUUUUCAGUGAAUUCUUGAUGGUUGGUCAUGUUUCCUCCUCUCAUGAAACUCCUAUGUCUUCCAUAUGGAGGCCAAUAAUGCAGCAAUGUUCUUUGUUUUAGUAACCAAUGAUUUGUGAGUUUAAUCCAAGAAGGACCUUGCCAGUAUGGGUCACCAUACUUAGCUGUGUCACGUCAUGUGUACGUUGAAGCUUCAGAUUUUGAAUUCUGCUGAGAAAUACAAAGAAAUAUGUUCAAAUUCACUUACGAUGGGUUACCAAAAGAAGGCAGCUCAGACUGGCACUUCCUUUUUUAACCCAGGAAGUUACAGAAGUAUUUUUUGUUGUUUUGUUUUCUUGAAGCCUAUUUUAGGAUUUUGAAAAGAGACAUUUUUUUCUAAAUUUCCACUGUUUGAGCUAUUUUAUUUCUGAUCAGAUAUUGUAGUUUUAUUGGAUUUAAUAAAUGGAUGGUUAAAAGACAUAAUCCUAAUUAUAUAAGUAUAAUGGUUAUAAUUUUUUUUUUUUUUUUUUAAUUAAAAUCACAAUAUCUCAGAAAAAAAUGUACAGUAAAAAUUUAGGAUCACAUUAUUUUGUCAGAUCUUCUUUCAAGGUCCAUCAACAAAACUCAGUAACUGUGCUUAAAUAAGUACUCAGUGUGUUUCAAGAAUUGUUGUGUGAUACUGAUUAUAAGGAAAAUUCAUAGAAUUAUGCACUUCAAACUAUUUUAUUAGUUUAUAAUAAAAACAUUAGUUUUACUUAAAUGGUGCUUGAUUUGUCAAAGGUUUAAAAAAAGUUAUGUAUAAUAACAUUUACUGAAAACACAGAUGAGCAAAAAUGAAUAAAAUAAAAAAGAAACUUUUUUUUUUUUCUUUUCUUAUAUUUUCCACUCACAUUGGAGA